AUUUUCAGUGGCCAAGAACAAACACACUCACAAAAAUGGCUUCUUCUCUGCUUCUUCUCCGACCACCACCUCUGCCACCACACUCUUCCCCUUUCCUUCUUCGCAAUCUUCAUCAGAUUCCAUCUAAUUUCAAUCUCAGAAACCAACCUUUCACUUUCAAACCUUUAUUAUCUUUCGCAACAAACGCCCUCACAGAAUCAUCCGAUUCUCCGAAAUCCCUCGACCAACCUGACCCCCGAAUCCUCCUUCAAGAACUCGCUGAUAGUUUCAAUCUUCCGCCUGAUUACUUUUCGCAACUCCCUCGUGAUCUUCGUCUAGACCUCAAUGAUGCUGCCUUUGAUCUCUCGAAUGGACCAGUGAUGGAGCAGUGUGGAGAAGAGCUGGGAACGACGUUGUUAAACAUAUCUCGAGCAUGGGAGUCGGCUGAUACAUCGACUUCAACGGCUUUGGUCAACAAUCUUCCUUCGUUGGUCAACUCUCUAACUGGCAACCGCAAAUCAGCACUCGGCAAACGCUUGGCCUCGGCUGGAAGGAGGUUUCAAUCGAUGGGGCAAUAUGGUCAAGGUGAACUACAAAGGAUUUCUAAGGCCAUGAUUUCAACCGGGAAGCUUCUUUCUUCGACUUCUACAUCUGAAGCAACCAAUGAACAGCCAAAAGAUGAAACUCGGAUGUUCAAGUUUGGAGAGCUACAAGUAGAAUUAACACGAGAGAAAGCUUACAUCGGCGCGGUAAUUGGCUUCGUUUAUGGGAUUAUCUCAUGGGAGUUAAGUCAAGGCAUUCAGAAUACACCAGAGAGCUCAUUCCAGUUUGCAAAUGAAAAUGCUGCGAUGAUUGCGCAGUCUUUGCGUGGAGCUUUACUUAUUGUUUUCUACGGAUCUACCGUUUUAUCUGGCUUUGCUACCCUCGGGUUAGUCUUGCUUGCACAACAACUUAAAUCGGGAAAGAAGUGAAGCCGUACACGACAUUCUUCCCCCCCCCCCCCCCCCCGAAAUGGAAAUGUGUUACGGGCAUCGACUGUUUCGUGUUAUAAAGUUGUUAUUCAAAGUUUGUUAUUAUGAUAUGAGGAAUGUGAUGUUGUAUUUACAAUAAUACUGAUGCAUUUAGAGAUGGCAACAGGGUCGGGGACGUAACGGGACCCUAAUUCCAACCCCU
Cynara cardunculus var. scolymus (artichoke) is the source of this 1152-nucleotide messenger RNA. RefSeq lists its product as uncharacterized. The transcript has 9 exons. The record is from RefSeq and is a predicted model, not a curated record. Lineage: Eukaryota; Viridiplantae; Streptophyta; Magnoliopsida; Asterales; Asteraceae. The coding region runs from base 36 to 950 and encodes 304 amino acids.